AUGAAGAACCAGUCCAGAACAACCGUGCCAAGGGACGAUGAGGAGCAUUCGGCUGCCAGCCUGUGGGAUGCAUACUCAGGCCUCUUAAGUCACCAGUCCAUGAUCUUGGCCAUAAACUCCAGCUUUAUGGAUCCCUUAUUGCAAUUUGAAACUCAAUUGAAGAUGAUGGAGACAUGCUUUAAAAUGUUAGUUACCAUACCAAGUCUCGACGAUGUAAAAAAAAUUGGGACUAGUGAUGAGGAGGUGGAGGACCUGAUGAAUUUAUACCAGAAUAUUUUAAAUGUAUGCGAAGACACUCUUCUCAUCUUGGUGUCUAAAGACCUCUACAAACUACAGAUUUUAACGGAAAUGACCGUGUGGAUGAGUCAAGAUAGUUCAUACCUGCAAGACAGAGUAGUAAUGAUCAUUAGCAGAGUGUUGAGCUUUGCAUCCAGGAAAGUCAAGGGAUCUAGAAGUGUUGAUGCUCCCUGUUUGGGUGUCCUGGCGGCAGAACUGUCGCUUCUGUGUUUCCAUGAUGAUCCCGCAAUCACCCAACAAGCUUCAUUGGGAUUAUACCACGUCUUUCACAUUGCAAAGUGUCAGAUUGCAGAUAUUGAAAAGCUUAAACCCCCCAUGCAUGGAAGUUACUGCACCCUGCCUGCUCCAUCGGAUGUAGAAGUCCAGCCCAAGUUAUUACAGGACAAAAAUAAAAUUUCUGAGAAAGUAGGACAGACCUUAAUUCCUACCUUGCUGACUGACUUUGUGUGGACUCUUCUGAUGAAACUUUCUAACCAGGAUUACAAAAUUGCAUCUGAGGCAGCAUCCUUAUUGAAAUUGACUCUGGAAUACCACUCCCAGAAGGUCACCGUGGUUUCUAAGAUUGUGGAUACUAUUUAUAAGCAAUUGUGUAAAAAUACUUCUCACCAUAUGAAGCAGGCUAUGUUGCGGGUCAUCACCUUAUUGACCCGCACUUCACCCAAGAAGGUCAUCUUUCAACUUAUGGACUACCCAGUCCCAGCAGACAUCAUUCUCAUAAUGAUGUGGCAGGCAGCAGGUUCCGAAGCAAAAGUGGCCCCUCACGUGCUGAAGACAAUCUUGUUGAUACUGAAAGGAAAGCCUGGGGAAAUGCAAGAGGUCGUGAUGGACAGAAGACGCUCCUCUCUUGAUGCUACCAACAUGAUGCCUGUGGCGGCAUCACAGGCCCUGUGCACAUUGCUACCUGUUGCUUCCUACAAGAAAGCAGUGGCCCAGUUUUUCCCCCAACUCCUGAUGGCUCUCAUGUUCCAACUCUUCUACAGCAGUGAUCCAAGACUGAUAUACCUGGACAGGCCUUUAUAUGCCCGGGAUGCCCUGAGAGUUCUGCUGAAUUGUUCUGGACUGCAAAAGGUGGAUAUUGCCCUAAAGAAAAAGAAUUGUUGGAGCAACUUUUCCCAACCACUGUAUUACCAUCAUGGGGUCUACCUCAUUGCCAAAACUCUCAGUGAGAAUAACUUUCCACAGUUUCCAGAGACCUUGCAUUAUCUCUACAAGAUCUCAGUGGAAGGUCCUAGACGGUCAGAAGACAGUAUCAUCACAGUAAUAUUCCUCACUGAACUUCUGAAUAACUUUUUCAAGGAUCCAUUCCCAGAAGAGUUUUUGGUCCUCUUCAGAAACUGGAUCAAUGAUUUAAACCCUGCAGUUAGCAAACUGAGCCUGCAGAAAAUUGCCAACAUGGCACCAGUUAUCAAUAAGAUAGAAAAUGUCAACAGCUUAUUAAUAUCCAUCCUGGAUGCCUUCCUUUCCAAAGACAAGACAGUUGUAAUUCGGGCUAUGUUCACCCUCCGAAGACUUUUAACCAGACUGGACAAGUCGGACUACUCAUCUUUGUGCACCAGACUUGCUGCCAGUUACCUCCCUCUGAUAGACCAUAGUAACGGAGGUGUUCGGAGUAUAGCCAUUCGACACUUUGGUAGAUUACUCAAAGAUAUGAGUGAGUACACAUGGAUGUUGAAUGAUGUGAUCCUAGGAGCCUUGGUGCCCCUGAUCCUGUUUUUGGAGGAUAAAGAGAUAAGAGUAGUUAACGCAUGUAAAUAUACAUUAGAAAUCUGCGCCACACAAUUAAAGUGGUCUACACCGUCUUUGCUCAAAGAUAAAAACUACAAUUUUGAGCUGGUGGUAAUCAACGUCUGUAACAAUCUUCUUGUUUCUCACAAGAGCUAUAUUACAGAUUUGAUUUCUGAUAGUUUAGGAUUCCUGGGCAGCUCCCGAGGAUAUCUGAGGAGAGGAUCCAUUAUUUUAAUAGGAUACUUAGCAAAAUUGGGUGGCCAUUUCCUCAUCAAAGGUGAAAUUGAAGUCAUGAUUGAGGCUGUUGAACGAGUGCUUCGGGAUGAAGACCCUGUAAUCAGAGGCUUGGCAGAAAUAACCCACGACCUUUUUAAGGAAAUAGCCCGUUCGAUGAUCUCCCCAAGUCUUACAAAAAACUUCACAAGACUCUUUAAGUUCUGCUAUGUCAAAAAAUUGAAGCCUCUUUAUAAUUAUAACUUGCCCUCCAAAACCCAGACAGACAAUCCUACAGAGAGUAAAGAUAAUCAAGAAUGA
This is a messenger RNA of Nycticebus coucang (slow loris), 2556 nucleotides long. RefSeq names its product maestro heat like repeat family member 9 (gene MROH9). The record is from RefSeq and is a predicted model, not a curated record. Lineage: Eukaryota; Metazoa; Chordata; Mammalia; Primates; Lorisidae. Bases 1 to 2556 code for a protein of 851 amino acids. The transcript has 20 exons. Gene Ontology annotation, cellular component: cytoplasm.